Messenger RNA from Lactuca saligna, 348 nucleotides. Lineage: Eukaryota; Viridiplantae; Streptophyta; Magnoliopsida; Asterales; Asteraceae. The record is from the annotation of a GenBank genome assembly.
AUGGAGGCAACAGUGAAAAAGUUUCAGCAGAAAUUCAAGAGGGUGAAAGAUGACAUGGAUAAAUGGGACAACCUUCAUGCUCAAUUAGUAUCACAGUUCAGAAAUGCUUCUUCCAUCAUUGGAAGGUUACAGUUGCUCGAAAGUCCCAAAAACUAUGGUUCCCUAAAAAACCUUGAUAACAUUAAAAAUACCAUCUUCACAAAACAGAUGGAAUCCCUUCAGAAGAUCUUGCUUUCAAUGACUAAAACUCUGUACGACCAUCAGGUAGCCAACAGCCCUGUGUCGCUGUGUCGGUAUUGUUUAGCCCUAAUUCCUUCAACUCUUUCGUUCUGCUGGACAAGCUUUUGA